Molecule: messenger RNA, 1002 nt
Organism: Bemisia tabaci
Lineage: Eukaryota; Metazoa; Arthropoda; Insecta; Hemiptera; Aleyrodidae
Gene: Drsl1
Product: Drosomycin-like 1
Biological process (GO): defense response
Source: RefSeq, a predicted model, not a curated record
UUGUUUUUCCCCAGGCGUCCUUCCUCCCUUUAAUUUGCUUCUCAAAGACCAAAUGUAACUACUUGUUGUCUUGGCCUGGUGGUACGAGAGUUGUGCAGCGCAAACUUGAGGCCAACAGUUCUUCCAGCCUCUUCUGCCACGAUAUUCCUGUGAGAGGCAUUACACAUCAGACAAUCUACUCAUUUACGGCAGCCAAAAUGGUCCGGAACAUCCUCUCAGUACUCCUAUUGGUCUGCAUCACAUUUUUGGUCAUCAUCUCAUCUCCGGAGAAUGGCGCGGAGGCCGACGUGUACAUCGGCAGUUGCAACGCUUUGACAACGACCAACAACUACAUCCCGCAUUGCGAAGACGAGUGCAGGCGCCAGGGUUUCAAAGGCGGGCACUGCGGGAGCUUCCUCAGAGUAAACUGUUGGUGCGAGCAAUAACCCUCACAAUACUAUCAUGCCCAUGAAGAACGCCGUCCCAAGUGGCAUUUUUCAACGGAAAAUCGUGACAUUUUGAGAUUAAGUUGCGAUUUAUCUACGAUUUUUUUUUUGCGAUAAAAUCGCUAGGAUCAUCAACAUCUGUGCGAUUAUCCUCAAUCUUGUCGCGAUUUUAUCUCUGUGAAAUCGCGUGCAAUUAAAUCGAAAUCUUAUCUCAAUUGGAUGUAUUUCUGCCAAACGGAACUAUGUGCAUUAUAACGUGAGCCCUGUUAUGCAUAUACUCUUAUGGGUAUCAGGGCUCAUGUUUUAAUGCACAUAGUUCCGUUCGGCAGGAAUACGUCCAAUUGAAUCAAUGAGAACGGAAACACGCCAACUUGGUAGCUCGAAAAUGAUUAAUUUCCACUAAAGACAGUUAAUAUUACUAAGAGGUCAUUGCAGUUAGCGCCCUCUGUUCCAACUCGGACCUUUAAAGCUGUACUUUAAGUACUUGUCUUUCGGCAGCUGAGUCUUUUUCUAAAACUAACUUCUUCACCUACUGUGCAGUUUUGUGUGAGUUUUGAUUAUAUUCAUUUUUCCGAGU